CAUUAUAAGAUGGGAACAAGAGCUCCUGCACAAGUGCACGUCCCACGUUCCUCCUCCAGAACCAAUCAUUCCUUUGUAUGAAGUCGGCGGCUCAGUUUAACACACAGGCUCCGGCACACCCCGAGACAAAAAAAGCGGCAGGACGGGAAAGUGAGGGACGAAAGGCACAACAUUUGAUGACUAUUGUUGACUAAAGGUUGAAGAGGUGCAUCUUAGGUGGCAAGAAUGAAGGCGCUUCCGAAGAAUCAGGGACGCACUGACCAGAUGUUGGGAGCCAUGGCUGACAUGCUUACUUCUGUGGCAAUGCCCAAUCAACAGCGGCUCGUGGAGGGUGGUGAGGCGGACCUCCCAUCAAGCGAAGAGGAAAGGGGGCCAGUCCAGGGCCGGUGGGAGCCCGAGGGACAGGACUGGGAACAGGCCAGAGAAGGAACAGACUCGUAUUCGGCAGCAGGCAGCGAGGGUAGCAUCUCUACCUCUGUGGCGUCCCUGCCUCCGCUGGCUUCCAGCAGCUCGGCCCCCAGCUCCCCUGGGUCCAAGCGCUCUGUAAGCACCCUUAAGAAAUGGCUCACAACCCCUGUUCGCAAGCUCAGUGCCGGGUCCACGGCCAAAGGGGAGCGUCAGAUUCGCAAACUGGAGGGAAAGCCUCCUCCUCUUCCGUCUCACAGUCAAAGCCAGGAUCUGGGCAGCUCCCUGAGGCCUGAUGAGCCUCUCACCAUCCUGCCUGUCACACAUACAGAACUGCAGGAGUGGAAAGACGGCCUGGCUAGCCCUGAGGAUCUGUCGCCGGCGACACUCCAGUCCCCCGCUUACAUAACCGACUCACUGAUUGGCUGCACAUCGGUGCCUCACACGCAGGACACUCUGGACAGUCAGUCUACCUCUGUUGUACCAGAUGACAGCGGCUCUAUCCUGAUGGACGACACCUCCAGUCAAUGGUCUUCAGCGGCUGACACUGAGGAGGAACGGAGGAGUGCUCUGGAGAAAAGCUUGUAUGUACUGAAGGAGCUCAUUGAGACAGAGAAGCAUUAUGUAGCAGACCUGGGCCUCAUAGUGGAGGGCUACAUGGCCACUAUGAACGCUAAAGGCAUACCGGAGGACAUGAAGGGAAAGGACAAGAUUGUUUUUGGGAACAUUCACCAAAUAUUUGACUGGCAUAAAGACUACUUCCUGGGAGAGCUGGAGAAGUGUGUGGCAGAGCCAGAGCGACUGGGUCAGCUCUUCAUUAAACAUGAGAGGCGUCUGCAUAUGUAUGUGGUGUACUGCCAAAACAAACCCAAGUCAGAGCACAUUGUGUCAGAGUACAUCGAAACUUACUUUGAGGAGUUGCGUCAGCAACUGGGUCACAGGCUGCAGCUCAAUGACCUGCUCAUCAAACCUGUCCAGAGGAUCAUGAAGUAUCAGCUGCUGCUUAAGGACUUCCUGAAGUAUUACACUAAAGCUGGGAUGGACACAGAGGAGUUGGAGAAAGCAGUAGAAGUGAUGUGCUUCGUGCCAAAACGUUGCAAUGACAUGAUGAAUGUGGGCCGACUUCAAGGCUUCGAGGGGAAGAUCACAGCCCAGGGGAAGCUGCUCCAGCAGGACACCUUCACCAUUACCGAGCAGGACAGUGGCUUCCUGUCCCGAGCCAAGGAAAGAAGGGUCUUCCUGUUUGAGCAGCUGGUCAUCUUCAGUGAGCCCAUUGAUAAGAAGAAGGGCUUCUCACUCCCUGGGUACAUCUUUAAGAGCAGUAUCAAGGUGAGCUGCCUAGGGGUUGAGCCUGCUGUGGAAGGUGAUGACGCACGCUUCGUGUUGACAUCGCGCAAUCCCGAUGGGAGUUUAGUGCGCUUCCAGUUGCUGGGCUCCUCGCCGGAGACGUGCAGAGCCUGGGUCAACGACUUGGUUCAGAUCUUAGAGACACAGCGCAACUUCCUCAACGCCUUGCAGUCACCUAUUGAGUACCAACGGCGAGAAAGCAAGUCCAACAGUUUGGGUCGCUGCAUGAGACCCCCCGUGUCCACCGCCGGUGCCCUGAGGCCCCACUCCUCAGCGUCCAUUGACCGCCACAGGCUGCCUUCCCUCCAUUCGCAUAACACGUCCCUGCCCGCCCUUCAUCUGCCCAGCCAAGGCCCAGCUCGAGGACCCAGUGAGACUUACUUACUGCAGAAUCCUGUUCUGGUCCAGCCAUGUCCUCCUGACUCCAUUUCUCCAUCACACGUUCAGCUGAGCUUGUCAGAUCCGUCCAGCUGUCCCGCCGUUUCAAAUGGGCUGUACACACUGUCUACACAAACUACACAGAGAGCAGGCGAUGGCUGCCGCAGGGGUCAAGUGGCGGAUUCUGGAAGCCAGGUUCCAUUUUCGGGUCCCUCAGCUGGACGACGCCCGAGCAACCUGGCCCAGCUUGCUGAAGAUGACCUAUGAACUCUAAAUGGUCUUGUGAGCCUGAGGGACAGCAUGAAGACCAGAAGUCUGUUGCUCCAGAACUUACAACUCGUUCAGGAAUAUGAAGGAACCUAUGAAAGAACUUUAGGCAGCACCUGUAAAAUUACUCUUUUUGAAAAAAAAAAAAAAAAAAAAAAGGUGAAGUGACAA
Messenger RNA from Phycodurus eques (leafy seadragon), 2568 nucleotides. RefSeq names its product Rho guanine nucleotide exchange factor (GEF) 25a (gene arhgef25a). The transcript has 17 exons. Gene Ontology annotation, molecular function: guanyl-nucleotide exchange factor activity. Gene Ontology annotation, cellular component: cytoplasm; plasma membrane. The coding region runs from base 226 to 2397 and encodes 723 amino acids. Gene Ontology annotation, biological process: axon guidance. Lineage: Eukaryota; Metazoa; Chordata; Actinopteri; Syngnathiformes; Syngnathidae. The record is from RefSeq and is a predicted model, not a curated record.